Messenger RNA from Phalaenopsis equestris, 2215 nucleotides. Its product is annotated as putative pentatricopeptide repeat-containing protein At1g02420. Gene Ontology annotation, molecular function: protein binding. The coding region runs from base 107 to 1636 and encodes 509 amino acids. The transcript has a single exon. The record is from RefSeq and is a predicted model, not a curated record. Lineage: Eukaryota; Viridiplantae; Streptophyta; Magnoliopsida; Asparagales; Orchidaceae.
UCCUUCGUCUCCUCGACUCUUGUUUCCGUAUAUGUAUCCGUCCCCUUAAACCCUCCAUCUUCACCUGAUACCCUAGAAGCUCUACUAAAACCCUAAUCAAACUAGUAUGCUCCGAUCACUACGAUUCAUCUCCCCACAAUCUCCACCGCCCACCCGCUUUUUCUCGUUCCUACACUUCUCCUCCGCGUCCAAACCCACAGAACAACAGACCCCAAAUCAACUGCACCAGGAAGAAGAAGACGCCAUCUUCCACAUCAUCAACUCCUCCUCCUCCCCCGACUCCAUGAUCCUCUCCCUAAACUCCCUCUUCAUUCCCCUCUCCAACUCCCUCGUCGACCGCGUUCUCAAACGCGUUCGCUUCAGCCAUGGAAACCCCCUCAGAACCCUAGAUUUCUUCACCUUCGCCGCCAAUCAAUCCUCCUUCUCCCACACCCCUUUCUCCUACGACACCAUGUUUUACAUCCUCGGCCGCAGCCGCCGGUUUCUCGAGAUGUGGUCCCUUCUCCGCGAAAUGAAGAAGAGAGAUCCGAUUUCGAUCACCGCGAGAACGAUUCAGAUCGUUCUCGGCCGGAUCGCAAAGGUCUGUUCCGUCCGUCAGACCGUCGAGAGCUUCCGCAAGUUCCGGCGACUGGUUCCGGCGUUCAACACCGACUGCUUCAACGCGCUGCUGAGAACCCUGUGUCAGGAGAAGAGCAUGACUGAUGCUCGAAACGUUUACCAUGGAUUGAAGCAUGAGUUCAAACCUAAUCUCCAGACCUUCAACAUCCUCCUCUCCGGCUGGAAGUCGCCGGAAGACGCCGAAGCUUUCUUCAACGAGAUGGCGGAGCUCGGGGUGAAGCCGGAUUUAGUUUCCUACAACUCUCUGAUCGAUGUUUACUGCAAGAACAGACAGAUGUCCAAAGCAUACAAGGUAUUCGACGAAAUGCGUGAGAAGGAUUUUGCGCCGGAUGUUAUAACCUACACCAGUAUCAUCGGUGGCCUCGGCCUCGUCGGCCAGCCGGACAAGGCCAGGGAGGUGUUGAAGGAGAUGUGGGAGAUGGGAGGCCAAUGCCGCCCCGACGCUGCUGCCUACAAUGCAGCGAUACGGAACUACUGCAUUGCAAAGCGGCUCGGCCACGCCUUCGCGCUGAUGGAGGAGAUGGAGGGCCGGGGGCUCCCGCCGAAUCCGACGAGCUAUAACCUCUUCUUUCGAUGCUUCUACUGGGCGAACGAUCUGGAGAGUGCGUGGCGGCUUUACAGGAGGAUGAGGAAGCAGGGGUGCUUGCCGAACACGCAGUCCUGUAUGUUUUUGGUGAGGAUGUGCAGGAGGAAGGAGGAGGUGGGGAUGGCAAUGGAGCUAUGGAGGGAUAUGGUGGGGAAUGGAUUUGGGUCUUUGGUGUUGGUUUCAGAUGUUUUGUUUGAUUUGUUGUGUGAUUUGGGGAAGUUGGAUGAGGCUGAGAGGUGCUUUGUGGAGAUGGUGGACAUGGGGCAGAGGCCGAGCUUGUUGGCGUUUAGGAGGAUUAGGGUUCUUAUGGAGCUGGCCAAGAGGGAAGAUUGUAUCAGGAAUUUGGAGGAGAAGGUGGGAGGUUUUGGAGCUGUGGUUGAGGUUAAUGAUGAGAGGUUGGAGAGAUCUCAUUCCGAGUUUUUGAAGCUGUGAUGAUUGGUGAGUGUGUGGACUCAUCGGUGGCGGCCGUGUAUUCGUGGACGCGGCAAAACGAGAAGGCAGUGGCAGCGUAUUUGGGGCCACGCCGCGCCGCCGCAAACUAAGAAAAAGAUGAUGAUGUGGAACUCAUGGUGAUGAUGAUGAUGAUGGUUCGAUGGGGUCGAGUUCUAUGAGAGCAAAGCCCUUUGAGAGCUCUUUGACCUCCACGAAGCUUAUUUCUGAGUAAGUUGAAGAGAAAGCUUGCUCGGCUUUGCCGGACGUUGAGGGUAGGAGAGAGUCAUCACUCUUAAGCAGUUCAAAUUGGAAAAAAAACAUCCUCCUAUCACAAAAAUUUUUAGAAGGCAUCAAAAAAAAUUUUGUUCAAAUAAAAAUGUGAUGGCAGAUUGAAGAACAAAAGAGACAUAAAUCUCUGCCAAACAGACCUUUAAUCAUCACAUUGAUUUGAUUUUUUGAUUUUUUUAAGGCGUAAAUCUGGUGGUUGAUAAGGUGUUUGAAUGCUUUGCACAAAAGCAAGAAUCUUUAAGGUGCUUUCACAUGUACUCCACACAAUACUUAUAUUUACAAAUUUAAUAU